Molecule: messenger RNA, 775 nt
Organism: Hordeum vulgare subsp. vulgare (domesticated barley)
Lineage: Eukaryota; Viridiplantae; Streptophyta; Magnoliopsida; Poales; Poaceae
Exons: 1
Coding region: 228-593 (121 amino acids)
Biological process (GO): response to auxin
Source: RefSeq, a predicted model, not a curated record
GGCCCCCGCGCGUCCCUUUCCACCAUUCCCUGUCCUGCGCCGCUCGGCCCGGUCCAACGGCUACCCCGAGACAGCCAGCUCCAACGGCUCGACCCGCCCACGAUCCCGUCUCCCAGUAUAAACCACCUCGCCGCGCCCCUCCCCAUGGAACCCACUCCCACGCCACGCCCAACCCAGCGCGUCCAAGAAACAGAGCACCGAGGGAAGGAAGGGCUCUCGCUCUCGCCAUGGCCGGAUGCUGCGUGUUCCUCCGGCGGCCGUCGACCUCCUCCGCCCACCGCCUCGGCUACCACUCCCUCGACGGCGACCACGAGGCCGGCCCGCCCCCGGCGGCGACGGUGACGGUGGUGGUCGGGAAGGAGCGGCGGGUGUUCGCCGUGGACCAGCUGGUGCUCGACACCUACCCGUUCCGGGUGCUCCUGGAGGCGGCGGCGGGGAAGGAGGAGCGGAGGGGCAAGGCCCUCUUCGUCGACGUCGACGCCAUCCUCUUCGAGCACAUACUCUGGCUCGCCGGCUGCCACGACCGCUCCGCCGCCUUCCUCCUCCAGCCCGACCUCAAGGACAUCAUCGACUUCUACUCCCAGGACGCCUGAAGCCGACCAGAUCAUCAGAUUCCUCUUCCGUCCACCCAUUCUUUUCUUCUUCUUCUUCUUCUUGUGAUGCUAGUGUGCAUAGUGAAUGAUGAGAUGAUCAUCUGUUACAAGCCACGACAGUGAGAUGAAAAAUACCAGUACUAGUAAAUUAUACUGUAGAAAAGAAAAUCUCUUCGUCGCUA